AUGACUAAGCGUGAUCUGAACAUGAACAAUCAUGGUGACAAUGUGCGACACCAAGAUGUACUGGAUCUUCUGGGACCAGGUGUCCAGCGACCCGAUCAAAACGUAGAAGAACCAGUAGAAGAAGAACGAGAGUCCGGUGAUCUCGAAAUACCACAGCCAAGCGGCUUUCCCGCGAGGAGCCUUGUUGGUGAGCAGGUACUCCCACGAAAGCCGGUACAGGUUGAAUCUGCCGAAACACAAGAUUGGGUAGUAGAGAUGGUUUUGGAACUGGACCAGGAACUUGGCAAAACUGUCGAACCAGAGCGUUUUCUCGUAGUAGGUGGAGUAGACGUUGCCGAGCAGCCGCGAGCUGACUGCGAAGAACGGCAGAUGCUGGAUGUCUGGGUCGUGGACCGGGUCGUUUGUGAUGAGAUGGUGCACGUUGUGGUUUCUUUUCCACCAGCCAAGAGACAGUCCACCCAUCCAGUCGGCGAUGAGGAUUCCAAUGAAGUUGUCGAUGUGGUAGUUAUGGGUGAUGGCGAGAUGGCCUGCAUCGUGCGCGAUGAACGUGAGCUGCUGCCAAAAUAG
Molecule: messenger RNA, 567 nt
Organism: Ogataea philodendri
Lineage: Eukaryota; Fungi; Ascomycota; Pichiomycetes; Pichiales; Pichiaceae
Exons: 1
Coding region: 1-567 (188 amino acids)
Source: RefSeq, a predicted model, not a curated record